This is a messenger RNA of Filobasidium floriforme, 996 nucleotides long. RefSeq lists its product as uncharacterized. The transcript is spliced from 5 exons. The coding region runs from base 306 to 809 and encodes 167 amino acids. Lineage: Eukaryota; Fungi; Basidiomycota; Tremellomycetes; Filobasidiales; Filobasidiaceae. The record is from RefSeq and is a predicted model, not a curated record.
CCCCAUACAUCUCAUAUGAUCAUAUGCCAUGCGAAUCAGCUCCACGUCUAUUUCCGUUCGCGCCUUGCCUUGUCUCGGUCGAUCCAUGUGGAUUCAAGUGAAACAACAAGGUCAAAGGAGGGCGACGACAUUCGCAGUUCAAUCGCGAUCAGGUGAUGGACCAGUCGCGCCAGUCGAUUAGUGAGCUAGCAGGUGCGCCAUGUGCCCAAACAACUAUAUAAGUAUCCCAGCGACGAACGCAAGAAGACAACACUCGCCCAUUCCCGACAAAAGAAAGUCAAAUUAAUCCCACUCAAUCAUCUAACAUGAUCUGCCCUACACUUCUCACCCUCAUUGCGGCACUUAGCUUGACCACCGCCACUCCGGUCAAACGUACUGACGCAUACCUGUUGCACGCGAAAAACAGUCCCGACAACUGCCUCGGAACCACCGGAGAUCUCUACAACGGGAUCAGCCUCCAGAACGUUCCUUGCUCCGAGGCCGAGACCAACCCGCGAUUCAAAGGCAAGUGGGAGAUCGUCCGCGGGAACAACGAGAACGGGAUCAGGCUCUCUGGGACGGAUUAUUGCUUGGAUGCUACGUUGCCUUUGACCGAUACGGGGGAUAUCACGCUGUGGACUUGUCUACCUGGGACCGCUCAGCAAACGUUCUACUAUACCGAUGACGACCAUAUCGCCCUAACAGACCAAAACAGCUGUCUAGACUUCAACGCAGGCGGGUGCGGCCAAUUCACCUGUGCGCCAGGUCGGAGGGCUUGUGGAACCGGGCCGGACGCUCUGGCUGGAGGACAAGAAUGGACCGUCGUCUGAAGUUCUGACCGAGAACUGAUGUUGCCGGCGAUGGUGUUGAUAGUAGUGACCAGGGUCAGGAUGGUACAGGCGGAAAUUAGAGCGUUAUCAGUUGGAAGCGGAACUAAGCGCAAACGAAUGGAGCCUUUGAAUCGUGAUGUACAAUGUAAAUCAGCCGAAACAAGUCACCAGUAGGAUAAACAAUGCA